Molecule: messenger RNA, 2138 nt
Organism: Eutrema salsugineum
Lineage: Eukaryota; Viridiplantae; Streptophyta; Magnoliopsida; Brassicales; Brassicaceae
Product: protein NRT1/ PTR FAMILY 2.12
Exons: 4
Coding region: 330-2030 (566 amino acids)
Biological process (GO): oligopeptide transport; transmembrane transport
Cellular component (GO): plasma membrane
Molecular function (GO): transmembrane transporter activity
Source: RefSeq, a predicted model, not a curated record
GUUAAAAAGCGUUAGCUCGACAGAAAUCUUGAAAGAAAAUAACAUCCUUCUCUCUCUCUUUCUCUCUCAACUUAUAUAUAUCUAUAAAUCAAAAAAUCCUCUGCUCCAUCUCAUCUUCCUAAUAGUUAGUCGUGCCUUGGUCAGAACUCAGAAUGUAUUGUUUCUGAUACUAAUCUACCAAAAAUAAAAUUCAAAAAAAUUCUGUAUGUUCUAAAUUUUGGAGACUGUUCAUACAGUCUUCUUACUCUUUUUGGUCGUCGCUUUCUGUUUCUCUCUUUUCUUGUUUUGUUUUGUUUUUUUUGCUUGAGCUAUUGUGGUCAUCACCGGAGAUGGAAGUUGUUGAGAAUUCGAAAAAUCGGACUAAUUCUCCGGAGAAAAAACGUGGAGGCUGGAGAGCCAUUUCGUUCAUCCUUGGAAAUGAGACGCUGGAGAGAAUGGGAACGCUGGGGAUAUCGGCGAAUUUUAUGGCGUAUUUAACCAAAGUGCUCCACAUGGAGCUAGUGGAAGCAUCCAACGUUUACAACUUGUGGAUGGGUUUCACCAAUCUCGCACCACUCCUCGGUGCUAUAAUCUCCGACGCCUACGUUGGCCGCUUCAAGACCAUCGCGUUCGCCUCCUUCUUCUCCCUUCUCGGACUAUUGACGGUGACACUCACAGCUUGGCUGCACCAACUCCACCCACCACCGUGCAACAACAUCCACCAUCCAGAGACUUGCGACGGUCCAAACAAACUCCAGCUCGUAAUUCUCUUCCUCGGUCUCGGCUUUCUCUCCAUCGGAAGCGGCGGAAUCAGGCCAUGCAGCAUCCCUUUUGGAGUCGACCAGUUUGACCAAAGAACAGAGAAAGGACUUAAAGGAAUGGCCAGUUACUUCAACUGGUACUACUUAACUUUCUCCAUCGUUCUCAUCAUCUCGCAUACCGUCAUUGUGUACAUACAGGACAAUAUCAGCUGGAUCAUCGGGUUUAGCAUACCGACCGGUUUAAUGGCUUGCGCGGUCGUUCUGUUCUUUGUCGGUAUGCGGUUUUACGUGUAUGUCAAACCAGAAGGCAGUGUGUUCUCUGGUGUUGCUCGAGUCAUCGUGGCUGCUCAUAAGAAACGAAGCCUCGAGAUUCCUAUGGAGGAUGAUGGGACAGUGGAGUAUUAUAAUCCUCCUUCUAAACCUGACGUGUUAUCCAAGUUACACCUUACCAACCAGUUCAAGUUCCUCGACAAAGCGGCGGUGAUCGCAGAGGGUGAUCUGACAUUGGACGGAGUUCAAGCGAAUAAGUGGAGGCUAUGUAGCGUUCAAGAAGUUGAAGAGGUCAAAUGUUUGAUGAGAGUCGUUCCGGUUUGGUCUGCUGGAAUAGUCUCCAUCGUUGCAAUGUCCACACAAGCAGCUUUCAUAAUCCCUCAAGCUACGAAAAUGGAUAGACACAUGGGCCAGCACUUUGAGAUCCCGGCCGGUUCUGUAUCCGUCAUCACUUUCAUUACAAUAGGUAUUUGGGUGCCUAUCUACGACCGCGUCUUAGUCCCAUCCUUAUGGCGAAUCCGCAAGUUCAGGCUCACGCUUCUUCAACGGAUGGGGAUAGGGAUCGUCUUCGCCAUUCUAGCCAUGUUCACUGCAGGAUUUGUGGAGAGUGUGAGGCGCCCACGAGCUUUAAAGUCGACACAAACGUCAGUGUUUUGGCUAGCGUUGCAGCUGAUGCUGAUGGGACUCUGCGAGUCGUUUAACUUCAUCGGACAGAUCGAGUUCUUCAACAGUCAGUUCCCGGAACACAUGAGGAGCAUCGCGAAUUCGCUGUUCCCGCUCUCGUUUGCCGCAGCUCACUAUCUAACCAGUCUGCUGGUGACCACCGUGCAUAAAUUCUCUGGCGGGAAAGACCACCCGGACUGGCUGAACAAUGACCUUGACAGAGGGAAAUUGGAUUACUUCUACUAUAUGAUUGCCGGUUUGGGUGUGGUUAACCUUGUCUAUUUCUGGUACUGUGCCAGAAGUUACCACUACAAGACCGGUUCACAAAUCGAAGAUUUCGAAGAGGAAAAAUCUUAGGUAGACCAGAACGAAACCACAUACAUGAUCAAUCUAAAAGUUAUGAACCCUACCCUAGCUGUUCGUGCUAUAUGGAUACAAAUAUAUAAAGCUAUAUUUGAUCAUCAG